CUCCUGGACGACUUGAUGGAGAACUACACCAGUGCCCUGCGGCCCGUGGAAGACACGGACCGAGCGCUUAACGUCACGCUGCAGAUCACGCUCUCGCAGAUCAAAGACAUGGACGAGAGGAACCAGGUGUUGAUCGCCUACCUGUGGAUCAGGCAGAAGUGGCACGACGCUUACCUGACGUGGAAGAAAGAGGACUACGACGGCCUGGAGGUCAUCCACAUCCCCAGCAACCUCGUGUGGAGACCCGACCUCGUCCUCUAUAACAAGGCCGACGACGCCUUGUCGGGCCCCGUGGACACCAACGUGAAGCUGCGCUACAACGGCGAGAUCACCUGGGACUCUCCGGCCAUCACCAAGAGCUCCUGCGUGGUGGACGUCUCUUACUUCCCCUUCGACAGCCAGGAAUGUAACCUGACCUUCGGCUCCUGGACCUACAACGGAAACCAGGUGGACAUCUUCAUGGGCAUGGACAGCGGCGACCUGUCGGACUUUGUGGAAAACGUGGAGUGGGAGUGCCACGGCAUGCCGGCCACCAAGAACGUCAUCAUGUACGGCUGUUGCUCGGACCCGUACCCCGACAUCACCUACACGGUGCUGCUGCAGCGCCGCUCCUCCUUCUACGUCUUCAACCUCCUCCUCCCGUGCUUCCUCAUCUCCUUCCUGGCCCCCCUCGGGUUCUACCUGCCCGCCGACUCCGGGGAGAAGGUUUCCCUCGGGGUGACGGUGCUGCUGGCUCUCACCGUCUUCCAGCUUAUGGUGGCCGAGAGUAUGCCUCCCUCGGAGAGCGUGCCUCUUAUAGGCAAGUACUACAUCGCCACCAUGACCAUGGUGACGGCGUCCACUGCUCUCACCAUCUUCAUCAUGAACAUCCACUUUUGCGGUCCCGAGGCCAAACCGGUUCCGCGCUGGGCAAAAGUGCUCAUCAUCGACUACAUGUCCAAGAUCUUCUGCGUGUACGAGGUGGGCGAGAACUGCGCCUCCUCAUCCUCAUCCUCGACCCGUCCGUCCCCUCGCCCGCCGGCUCAGGGUGACGUCGAGCGCCGACACUUCGCCCCCCGGAUCGGCGCCGCCGCCCGAGCGGGAAGUCACAGGGGGCGAGAUGACAAACGGGGGCAGAACACCGGCGGGCCGCAGACCGUGACGCCGCAACAACAUCCCGACGUGAAAACCGAGCACCGCUUGCUGCGAAACGUGGAGUACAUCGCCAACUGCUUCCGAGAGCAGCGGGCCACGUGCGCCAAGGGGGCCGAGUGGAAGAAGAUCGCCAAAGUCAUGGACCGCUUCUUCAUGUGGAUCUUCUUCGCCAUGGUCUUCCUCAUGAGCAUCCUGGUCAUCGGCAAGGCCCCGUGACUGAAGUGCGGUACCGUGUUCCUUCCCCCGCCACGUCGCUUUUUUUUUUUUUUUUUUA
Messenger RNA from Syngnathoides biaculeatus (alligator pipefish), 1408 nucleotides. Its product is annotated as neuronal acetylcholine receptor subunit alpha-9-II. The coding region runs from base 16 to 1350 and encodes 444 amino acids. Gene Ontology annotation, biological process: monoatomic ion transmembrane transport; signal transduction; nervous system process. The record is from RefSeq and is a predicted model, not a curated record. NCBI's taxonomy places the organism in Eukaryota, Metazoa, Chordata, Actinopteri, Syngnathiformes, Syngnathidae. The transcript has 6 exons. Gene Ontology annotation, cellular component: synapse; postsynaptic membrane; neuron projection. Gene Ontology annotation, molecular function: acetylcholine-gated monoatomic cation-selective channel activity; transmembrane signaling receptor activity.